UCUACAGAAAAAGAAACUGAGGCCUAGAAAGGGGACACGCGAAGCUGGGACGCGGCAGCUGACUCUGCGUCCAGUGCUCGGUCGGCCUCUCAGAGCUCCGGGUGAACACAUGCCCACCCCCACCCCCAGUCGUCCCCGGGCCUGGGAGUGAGGGGCUGGGCUCGGCCUCGGAAGACUCCUGACUCUGAGGCGCGCUUGGGGAUCUUCGGCUCGGACCCUGGAAGCGCCAAGCAGCUCCUGGGAGCGGAGAGAGCGCUCGGGGUUGUCACUUUAAAUUAAAGAGGGAGCGGGCGGGCGAGCGAGCGCAAGGGAGCGCGCGGCGGGCUCCUGGGAGCGUGCCCGGACUGCGGCGCAGCGCCCGACUGCCGUCCCGGCCAGGCCGAGCCCCCGGCCCGGCCGAGCCCCCGGCCCGCGCCGCGCUCCUCCCAGGCGGGCGCCCGGCGACACUGCAGGGGUGGUUCCGCCGGCGACCGCCAGGCUUGGCGCUGGUGCGUGCGCGCCGCAGGAGGCCGGCCGGGAGACGGGAGCCGGGAGCCGGAGCCCAAGCCGGAGCCCGAGCGGGAGCGGCGGCCCCUCCACAGAAGCGGGUGUCAGCCCCUGCAGCGGGCGCCAUGGCCGUGGACGUGGCCGAAUACCACCUGAGCGUCAUCAAGAGCCCCCCUGACUGGGAGGUGGGUGUCUACGCUGCUGGGGCCCUGGCAUUGCUGGGAAUUGCAGCUGUGAGCCUGUGGAAGCUCUGGACAUCGGGGAGCUUCCCCAGCCCCUCCCCGUUCCCAAACUAUGACUACAGGUACCUUCAGCAGAAAUAUGGUGAGACCUACGCAGAGGCCAGGCAGAAGAGAGUGCCUGCUUGGAACACCCAGCGGGCCAGCACUCGGGGGCCACCCAGUCGCAAAGCCAGCCUCAGCAUCGAGGACACCUUUGAGAGCAUCAGUGAGCUGGGGCCUCUGGAGCUGAUGGGCCGUGAUCUGGACCUGGCCCCCUAUGGGACCCUCCGAAAGUCCCAGUCAGCCGACUCCCUGAACUCCAUCUCUUCUGUGAGCAACACCUUUGGGCAGGACUUCACGCUGGGCCAGGUGGAGGUGAGCAUGGACUACGAUGCCGCCUCCCACACUCUCCACGUGGCUGUGCUGCAGGGCAAGGACCUCCUGGAGAGGGAGGAAGCCAGCUUCGAGUCCUGCUUCAUGCGCGUCAGCCUGCUUCCCGACGAGCAGAUCGUGGGUAUUUCCCGGAUCCAGAGGAACGCCUACUCAAUCUUCUUCGACGAGAAGUUCUCCACCCCCCUGGACCCUGCAGCCCUGGAGGAGAAGAGCCUGCGGUUUUCCGUGUUCGGCAUUGAUGAGGAUGAGCGGAACGUCAGCACCGGGGUGGUGGAGCUGAAGCUCUCUGUGCUUGACCUCCCGCUGCAGCCCUUCAGCGGCUGGCUUUACUUACAGGACCAGAACAAGGUGGCCGACGCCGUGGGUGAGAUCCUGCUCUCCCUCAGCUACCUCCCUACGGCUGAGCGCCUCACCGUGGUGGUGGUGAAAGCGAAGAAUCUCAUCUGGACCAGUGACAAGACCACAGCAGACCCCUUCGUCAAGGUGUACCUGCUGCAGGAUGGGAGGAAGAUGAGCAAAAAGAAGACGGCUGUGAAGAGGGAUGACCCUAACCCAGUGUUCAAUGAAGCCAUGAUCUUCUCUGUGCCAGCCAUCGUGCUCCAGGACCUGUCUCUCCGUGUGACAGUGGCCGAGAGCAGCGGUGAUGGCCGUGGAGACAACGUGGGCCAUGUCAUCAUCGGGCCGUCAGCCAGUGGCAUGGGCACCACGCACUGGAACCAGAUGCUGGCCACGCUGCGCAGGCCCGUGUCCAUGUGGCAUCCUGUCCGGCGAAACUAGCAGCCGGGGCAGGGCCAGGGUGGGCAUGGGAGCCUGGCACAAGCUUAGCUCUGACACCCUUCUCCAUAGUCCAGCUGGAGCCGUGAACGCUGGGGUCCCCCAGUGGAGUCCCCAUGCACCAUCUUGGUCCCUCUCUCCAGACUGCAGUGGUGGAGCAGGCCUGGCUAGAUGUCCAGGGACCCAGGGUUUUCUCUCACUGAGGACCGGCUGUGGCUGGGCCAGGACCUAGGGAGGGCAGCCAGGCACAGGCCUACCGCACUCCCAUUUUGAGAUCCCCAACAGGUCUAUGCCUCGGCCUCGGGGGGUCUUGGCCUUGCAGAGCUCCCCACACCCUACCCCUGUCGGGAGGCCACUCACAGAAACUGGGCGAGUCUUGGGGGCCAGCUGCGGUGCGAGGCACAGGCAGGGGUGACAUGAACAAGACACAGCCCCUAGGAUGUCGGGAAGACAAGGUCCCCCUGCCCCAGUGAUCUGCUCAGUGUGGAAUGGCGGCCCCACCAGGCGGACCUGGGGAGGGCUCUGGGGGCCGGGAGGACAAGAUGGGAGCUGUGCUGUGAGAGGCAGGGAGAGGACUGAGUAUAUCCCAGGCCAGUGGCCCAGCCUCAGCAUGGCAGGGGCAUGAACUUCGCUGUCACAAACACAGUCCUCAGCCUACUGUGGUGGACGCAAGGGCCUCUCUCCAAGCAGGAGGCAAGACUGAAGGACCAGGCCAAGCAGUGGCCCAUGGGCCACAAGGGACGCUGGCUCCAAGUCAUCUCCACGAAAUCUAAUCCCUAGAACUGUAACCCUUAUAAGGCCCAGGGGCCCAAAGAGGCCCAGACCCAUGCCCUUGUGUUCAGUCUCACACAUGUCAGGCAUUGGCUCCACAGCAUUUGUUGGAGUCCCUCCGGCCCAGGCCCUGUUGGGAAGAGAGAUGCUUCAGCCUCUGGGGGUGCUGGUGGGCAGUGGGGUGGCCAGAAUACAGACUGCCGGGGGCGUGGAGAGGCCUUUGUGGGAAGCAGGCACCCGGGAGGAUGUGGUGGGACAGGAGUCCCUUUGCUGGGCCUUGGAGGAAGGGCCAGCCUGAACAGUGGCAGGGAGGGGAAGUUCAGGGGGGUCAGGAUGGAGCUGGGGAGGCAGAUUUGAUUGCCAGACUGGGAAGGAGGUGGCUCUGGAGCACGGGUUCAAACCCCCAGGACACCAGGUGCCUAGGUUGAGUUCCAGAAACAGACCCUGAGGUUCUCAGGCAAGGGGUUAAUUGGGGCUGUGCCCUCAGGAGAAACCUGUUAGGGUCAAAGGGAUGGAGGGGUGGGGAGGUGGUGCAGCAACGUCUGCUCUAUGGGGCCGCCCACUGGUGAGAACCUGGGUUCUCAGGCUGGUGCACUAUGGAGACCUAGGCCCAAUCAAUUGUCCCCAGUGAUGUUGGGGGGCCCAGGGUGGUCAUGGGACUGGAGGCAGGACCGUGGCUCUCCCCACCUGACAGCUGCGGGCCAGCCCUGAGGCCAGGCUGCACCGUGUGGCCAGCACAUCAGGAGGUCUGCACACCGGGGACAUGCAGCUGGCGAGCCUCUGCAGCCUGGGAGAGCUGGCGCUCUUUCUACCCCAGCGGCUCCACAGUGCAGGCCGUUUCUUCCCACCUCCUCCUCCCUCUCUCUCUCCCUCUAACUGCAUGAAAUGUUGAUUGUGCACCUGGAUGGGCAUGGUGGGGACCAAGUAUGCUGACUGGAAUAAGUCUAGAACCAAAAUAAAGCUGGGGCAGGAAGGAGGGGGCUUCUGGGGAGCCCUGCUCGCCCCAAAUCACCUUCGUCUCCAGAAAUCAGGGACUCGGGCCUCCAUGUGGGUUGCUGCCAGUAUGCCUUCCUCUGCUGCCGGGUGCCUGGAGGAGGAGAAGGCCCCUGUCUGGUGGGGAUACCAUCACAGGGACCAGCACCAGCUGCUAGGGAAGCUCUGAGAAGGGUCCCCAGCCGGGCCUGGCCGGGAGAAUGGCAGUUCAGAAUAUCAGGAGGGCUUCCCAGCGGUGUCACUGAGCUGUCUUCAGGGCAAGAAGGAUCAGGCCAAAAGAGGUGGAUAAGACCAAAAACAAAAGCAUCCCUGGCAGAGGGAACAGCAUGUAGACAAGGCCGAGAGUGGGCAAAAACUUGGCCAAUUUACCAACCUUGCCAGUGCAAAGUUGGGGAGGAGGGGGAAAGGGAGCCAAGGAAAGGCUUGGGGGAAGCAGGGCCAUGUGAGUUCAGUGAGUGCGGUGCCUAGACUGCAACCCUGUAACCCUGCUAACUGAGACAAUGGUACUGCUGUCAGCCCCUUUUUUGCAGAUAUGGAAACUGA
Camelus dromedarius (Arabian camel) is the source of this 4181-nucleotide messenger RNA. RefSeq names its product synaptotagmin 12 (gene SYT12). The transcript has 8 exons. Gene Ontology annotation, molecular function: phosphatidylserine binding; calcium ion binding; calcium-dependent phospholipid binding. Gene Ontology annotation, cellular component: plasma membrane; exocytic vesicle. Bases 612 to 1877 code for a protein of 421 amino acids. Gene Ontology annotation, biological process: calcium-ion regulated exocytosis; cellular response to calcium ion; regulation of dopamine secretion. The record is from RefSeq and is a predicted model, not a curated record. NCBI's taxonomy places the organism in Eukaryota, Metazoa, Chordata, Mammalia, Artiodactyla, Camelidae.